Molecule: messenger RNA, 732 nt
Organism: Penicillium odoratum
Lineage: Eukaryota; Fungi; Ascomycota; Eurotiomycetes; Eurotiales; Aspergillaceae
Product: alpha/beta hydrolase
Exons: 2
Source: RefSeq, a predicted model, not a curated record
AUGACCGCUUCCAAUCCCACCCUGAUCUUCUGCCCUGGGGCUUGGUACCCGCCCACAGCCUUUGAGCCCCUAGCCGCCCACUUCCCCGAUCAUACCACCCAUACCGUCGCCUUCCCCUCAAUCCAACAGGCCACCAGCGUCCAAGACCUGCAGCCUGACAUCGACGCGCUCCGGACCCUGAUUGAGCAGGAAGCCAACGCGGGCAAGGAAGUCGUUGUCAUUUCGCACAGCUGGUCCGGGCUGCCUGUGAACAGCGCCCUGGACGGCCUCAGCAAGACCGAGCGACAAGCAGCUGGCGAGACCGGCGGGGUGACCAAAUUGAUCUUCAUCUCAGCCUUCAUCCCCGAUGUCGGUGAGAGUCUGAUUGGAGCCUUUGGCGGAGUUCCUCCCGAAUGGUAUAAGCGCGAUGAAGCCAAUGGCACUGUCAGCGCCGAGGACCCAUACAGCCUUUUCUUCCACGAUGUCCCCGACGGCGAACAAUGGGCCCAGACCCUUCGUCCGCAUGCCUGGGCGACUAAAAACUCGCCCGCUACCAGCGCCGCUUACACCCGCAUCCCAAGUGCCUAUCUCCAGUGCGAGAACGACCGCGCCAUCCCACUAUUUGUCCAGCAGUUGAUGGUGGAGAAAGCCCGCGAAAAGGGCGCCCAAAUCACCGCGGAGACUAUCGCUACGGGCCAUUCGCCGUGGCUGGUUGAUCCCGCGCCUGUAGCUGCUUUCAUGCAGCGAAGCCUG